Synchytrium microbalum is the source of this 1848-nucleotide messenger RNA. RefSeq lists its product as uncharacterized. The transcript is spliced from 5 exons. Gene Ontology annotation, molecular function: metal ion binding; metalloendopeptidase activity. The record is from RefSeq and is a predicted model, not a curated record. NCBI's taxonomy places the organism in Eukaryota, Fungi, Chytridiomycota, Chytridiomycetes, Synchytriales, Synchytriaceae. Bases 1 to 1848 code for a protein of 615 amino acids. Gene Ontology annotation, cellular component: mitochondrion.
AUGGCGAGGGCGGGCAAUGCUGCGGCUGUGACAAGAGCUCUUCAGUCUUUAAGACGUUUGAACUUGACACCGUCUUUUGAAGCACGAGCAAGUUUGAGAACAUCACCAAAACGCAAACCACUACCAGCUCAAGCCUCCGAAUCAACACAAUCAAUAGCUGCUGCCAAGAAGAGGCUACCUCCUCUGCCACCAUCACAACCAACUAUUGUGACAACACUGGACAAUGGAUUGCGAGUUGCCACGCAGGAAUCGCCAGGUCAUUUUGUCGCUGCGGGGGUGUAUAUAGAUACGGGGACGAGAUACGAGACUGACGAGACGGCGGGGGCGUCGCAUAUAUUGGAUCGGAUGUCUUUCAAGUCAACGAAGGAUUUACCAACAGAAGAGCUGGUAUCCCAACUAGAGAAAUUAGGUGGUAAUGUUAUUGCCCAUUCAUCACGAGAAGCAGUCAUGUACCAAGCUGCAGUAUUCAGACACGAUCUACCCAAAGUAAUGCAAAUAUUCUCUCAAGUAAUUAACCAUCCAUUACUACUUCCAAACGAACUGGACGAAACGAGAACAACAACAAUGUAUGAAAUCGCUGAACUAUCCCAAAAACCAGAAAUGAUGCUACCUGAAGUGUUGCAUGGUGUCGCCUUUAAUAGUAACGGUAGUGAUAAUGUGAAUACGUUGGGAAGGCCAUUGUUGUGUCCAGCUGAAGUGCUGGAUCAUAUUACACCUGAUACGCUGAGAAAGUUUAAAGAUACGUGGUAUACGCCGAAUCGGAUGGUGGUGGCUGGUGUUGGAAUGGAUCAUGCCAUGAUGGUGGAUUUAGCGACCAAGUAUUUUGGUAGUAUGCCAAAGACGUCACCUGAAUUAUUAGAGACACAACAGAAGCUGUCGCUUCCUGCAACAUAUACUGGUGGUAUACAAAUACUAGAUACAACGAAUGAUCCACCACAUGCUAAUCCGGAUGUAAGGCCACUAACGCAUGUGUAUAUUGCAUUUGAGGCUCUGAGUAUGUCUGACCCAGACAUAUAUGCUUUGGCUACACUCACGUCUCUGAUGGGAGGUGGUGGCGCCUUCUCAGCAGGUGGACCAGGCAAGGGCAUGUACACACGGCUAUAUACAAACGUGCUCAACCGCUACUGGUGGGUCGAACAAUGUAAUAUGGUCUCCUACUCAUAUCUCGACACUGGACUAUUCGGUAUAACAGCAUCUGUACCACCAUCAGAAGAAUCCCACGCCGGUGUGCUCCCCGUCCUUCUCGACCAACUAGUAUGGAUGACAACCAUGAUUCGCGAAGACGAACUAUCACGAGCUAAAAACCAACUUAAAUCGUCCCUCCUAAUGUCGCUCGAAUCUAAAGUCCUUGAGCUUGAAGAUAUCGGACGCCAGGUAAUGGUGCAUGGACGUCGCUUAUCUGUAAAUGAAAUGAUUCAAAGGAUUGAGGAUUUGACCGUCGAUGAUUUGAUACGGGUUGCGAGACGUAUGGUGCUUGGUGAAGAUACACCGAGUCCAUUGGCGUUUGAUGAUGGGUGGACUAAACCGUGGGUGCGCACGGGGAAUGGCAGUCCGACGGUGCUGAUUCAAGGGCCUGUUGGUGAACGGGAUCCGUUGAGGCAGGCUGAAGCCGUGUUGAAGGAUUGGGGCGUGGGGAGGUAUCAAGUUAGUGGCACUAGUAGUAAUGUCAAUAGUAGUGCGGCUGGUAAAAAGGGACUGUUAGUUCCUGGACUCUCCAAUCGACAAUACUCCACUAGUAGUAGUAGUGUCGUCAGUACAGGAUCUGGUAGAGGUAAAUCAAUCCACGAGCUUAUUGCUGAAAAGUACAAGGAGAUAUCUCUCGAUGACGAUUCAUCAAAGUCCAAAUAG